AUGAGUGUAAUCGAAAAACUUAGACGCGAACCGAGUCAAGCGGACCUAACAUUAGAACAAACAAGGAUGGAGAAUAACCCGGUUCUCCGCACUGCGGUUAUCCGAGAACUUCCAGCCAAUAUUACUCAAAGAUCAGUUGAGGCAAUUGCCGAAGAAUUUGGAGAUGUUGAAAGGUGUUGGAGAGGUGGUAAAUACUGGAUGAUUCGAUACGUAAGUUAUUAUUACUUGCAUUGUUUAGAAAUACGAAAAAAACUAUUUGUGAUUUCUCAUUGUAAAAUUAGUAAUAGUAAUGAAAUUGAAGAACUCAAAAUUUAGGAAAUUUUCUGCAACAAAAAAAAAAUGAAAUUUGAAAAAUUUGAUUUUCAACAUUGAAAGAGUAAUCACUGGCAAAAUACGGCUUGUGUGCUGCAGGCCUACUGCAGAUCUGAAGGAAAUGCGUGCCUGCUGCGCGUCUGCUGCAGAUCUCAAAAAAUUUUGCAGAUCUGCAGCAGACGAGCAAAAAAAUGUUUUCUGCAGAAUUUAAAAAAAUUCAAAGUUUUGCGAUUGAAAUUGAAAUCUCGGGAAAAAGCUGAAUAGUAAAGAAAAGUCGAAAAAAAAGCUUAACUAAUAGAAAAUCAAAAAUUUCGAUUUGAUUUCAAAUCUUGGAGAAAAAAUGAAUUUUAAAAAAAUUAAAAAACAAAUUUUAAAAAAAUUUUUCGGCGUGUCUACUGCACGCCUGCUGCAGAUUUCAAUUACCCUGUGCAGACGUCGUGCAAUGCAUAUCUGCAGUAGGCCUGCAGCACACAAGCCGUAUUUUGCCAGUGAUGUUAAAAAUUACCAUUUUAGUCAAAUUUCGAAAAACAAGAAAUGAGUUUAGAGACGUUUUUCGACAGUUUCACACAGCGAAAUUAGUGACGGUUUUUUCUGCUAUAUAACCUUAAAAAACGUUUUAGAGUUACACCUAAAUUUAUUUGGAGAUUACCUAUUUCUAGAUCUCCGUUACCACUUAUCUAAAAUUCUGAACGGAAGUUUUUUUUUAAAUUUCGGUCAGUUUUUUCGAGAUCUAAAAUGCAUAAAAAGAUAUUGUAAAUACCCUAUAGGCAGCAAACUACUAAAGUGAUGAAGAGAGAAUUUUUUGUCCUAGAAUUCCUUUCUAAUUUUUAAACAAUAUAUCACUCCUUUCUAAUUUUUAAACAAUAUAUCACUCCUUUCUAAUUUUUAAACAAUAUAUAUUUACAGAGGGUGGUGUCUAGUGUUCAAUUACUAAAAGAAGGAAAGCCUGAUCUGAUUAUCUCACAAAGUGUGUACAAAACUUCGGUAGAAAUUCAACCGAUUCCAAAAUCUUGGACCAACGAGUUUGCUUUAUGGAAGUUCAAACAAUUGUGUCCCGCGAUUCAUUCAGCUUGCCACAAAAUGAAAAAUGGUGCAAAAACGGGAGUUAUUAUUCUACACAUGGAAGACAAGGACGCCGAGGAACUAUGUCAACAAAUUAAUGAUAAUACAAUCUCAUUAAAAGUGUAAGUUUUAAGGCCAACCAUCGCCGUGGUCCAUUCAAAUUAAGAAUUUUUUGGAAUUGAAAAUAUUUAACGUGAAAUAUGCUACAUCAUGCUUAAGCCAAAAAUUUCCCGGUAUUUUCAUUGAAAAUUCAAUUUUUCGGUUUUCCGGAAAAUGAGCUUAGAAAAUCGGGAAUGAAAAAGUUUAAUAGUAAUGAGAAAUCUUUUAGAGUAUGACAUAAUAAAUUGAAAUUUUGGAGAAUAUGCAUAUGUUCUGAUACUUUGAAUUUCUGAACGGAAAAUGUUUGAAAGAGUUAAUGAAUUUUGUUUAAAAUGCGGAAUUGUUGUUUUCCGUGUUUCAUCUUUCCGGCACAAAAAAUUUAACAACUGAAUUUUGACAAUGAAAAAUUCUAGAGAAACAAUUUUGAAAUGAAAACAGAUAAUGUCUCUAUCUCCUAUCAAAAAACUUCUAUUUCAGAACAAGGGAACCACUUCAUGCAAAGAAAGUUCAAUUCUCGGCAACAGGAUUUUUGGAAAGAACAGCUACUGCGGAAGAACGCCGGUAAUUAUUACAUAUGUUCUUGUCAAAUGAUAAAGCAACCAAGCACAAAGCAACAACAUUUUCUUUCUUGUCACCUAUGGUACUGUAUGAUCUAGAAUCUUCGAUUUUCAAUUAUCCCUGAUUAAAAGUCCAGGUUUAAACCCAUUAAUUCCAUCGAAUUUUUCGAGAUCUGACACAUACCACGCUCAGGGUGAGGCAUAUGCACGGCGCCAAUAAAAAUUUACGGGAAUUCACCUCGCCAAUUUGAGAUUUUCUUGAAAAACAGCAAAUUGUUGCUUAUUUUCCCGUUAAAAAGUGGUAUUUUUCAGUCGAAAAGGUUGUUUUCACCUCGCCAAAAAAUUUCUAAACUCACACCGCCAAUUUUCGAAGUUAAUUUUCGAAGAAGCACGAAGCUGGGCGUGGUAUGAAUCCGCAUGAGAAAAACGUUCGAAAUCCCAGUCAAAUUCUACGCAUUCGAAUGCAAGAAGACGGAGUUUCUUGGGUUAUAACUGAACCUUAUGCGAAUGAUGGAGCGACGAUUUCAUCGAGUCAUUCUUUGGCUUAUUUUGGGGAACAAUUAUUGAUUGGAACAACUUUUGGCAGAUUGUUACAUUGUGAUGUUUUGAAUCCGCAAAUCACAUAA
Caenorhabditis angaria is the source of this 2656-nucleotide messenger RNA. The record is from the annotation of a GenBank genome assembly. NCBI's taxonomy places the organism in Eukaryota, Metazoa, Nematoda, Chromadorea, Rhabditida, Rhabditidae.